AUGGUGGUGACAAACGCAUCUGUCGAUCCGAUGAGAGCCCCCUGGGAAUACGUGCCGGGCACGGAUAACCAGAUCGCUAUCAACCUUACUCAAUCGCAGUACGACGACAUGUCUGGUCUCUUUCCAUUGGACUACGAUUCGCACACACUAUAUGGCGUUCUAAAGCAUACCCUGGGUGUCUACCCUCUUCGAUAUAUUGAGAUGAGCCAUGGGCUUG
Perkinsus marinus ATCC 50983 is the source of this 217-nucleotide messenger RNA. RefSeq lists its product as hypothetical. The transcript has a single exon. The record is from RefSeq and is a predicted model, not a curated record. Lineage: Eukaryota; Perkinsozoa; Perkinsida; Perkinsidae. The annotation marks the transcript as partial.